This is a messenger RNA of Penaeus monodon (black tiger shrimp), 1988 nucleotides long. It is a transcript of the gene Cdk2, whose product is annotated as cyclin-dependent kinase 2-like. Gene Ontology annotation, molecular function: cyclin binding; cyclin-dependent protein serine/threonine kinase activity; ATP binding. The transcript is spliced from 6 exons. Bases 591 to 1511 code for a protein of 306 amino acids. The record is from RefSeq and is a predicted model, not a curated record. Gene Ontology annotation, cellular component: cytoplasm; nucleus; cyclin-dependent protein kinase holoenzyme complex. Gene Ontology annotation, biological process: regulation of G2/M transition of mitotic cell cycle; signal transduction; regulation of gene expression. NCBI's taxonomy places the organism in Eukaryota, Metazoa, Arthropoda, Malacostraca, Decapoda, Penaeidae.
GGAGAGAGGGAGAGCGUGCGAAGUCGAGCGCGGGAAACCUGCCGACGCCAUCGCCGAACCCGCGUCUCUCCGCCCGCCCGCCCGCCUUUCCCUCGACGCCUCCCUCGCCCGCCGUGUGUGUGUGUGUGUGUGUGUGUGUGUGUGUUUGUUGUGUAGUGUGUGUGUGUUUGCUUCUGCGGUGUUUUCUUUUUCUUUUUUCUUUCGUUCUUUUUUUUUUUCUCUUUCUUUUUUUAUUUUACGGUUUGUUUGUUCCGUUUCUUCGGGUUUUGUUUUGGGUUUGGAUUUUUUUUUUCUCUCUCUCUCUCUCGCUUCUCUCUCUCUCUCUCUCUCUCCUUCGGGGCGAACGAGGAGGCUCGCUUUGCCUUCUCUCUCCCUCUCUCUCUCUCUCAGAGGAAAACGCACGCCCUUUUCCUCUCUCUCUCUCUCUCUCUCUCCUUCUCUCUCUCUCUUUCUCACUCUCUCAUUCUCUCUCUCUCUCUCUCUCUCUCUCCCUGCGUUUUGUCUCUCCGGGAGCCCUUCCUGUCUUCGGAUUAUGCGUUGGGUGUGACGCGCGCGCGUGUGUGAGUGCGUGCGUGCGAGAGAGAGGGAAGAUGUCGGUGCAGAAUUACGAGAAAAUCGAGAAAAUCGGCGAAGGAACUUAUGGCGUCGUGUACAAGGCCCAGGACCGGGCGAGCAAGAGGAUUGUGGCGCUCAAGAAAAUCCGCCUCGAGAAUGAAGCAGACGGAGUACCCAGUACAGCUUUGAGAGAGAUAGCCUUACUCAAGGAACUCGACCAUGAUAAUAUUGUUCGACUGCUGGAUGUGGUGUACGGGGACCACAAGUUGUACAUGGUAUUUGAAUACCUGAAUCAGGAUCUGAAGAAGCUCUUUGAUGAAAGCCGUGGAGGAUUACCGUUGGAUCUGGUGAGGAGUUAUAUGCAGCAGCUGUUACGAGGCAUCGCAUUCUGUCAUGCUAAUCGUAUUCUCCAUCGAGACCUGAAGCCGCAAAACCUUCUUAUAGAUGCCAGAGGGUCAAUCAAGCUGGCAGAUUUUGGAUUAGCAAGAGCAUUCUGCCUGCCUUUGAGGGUGUACACACAUGAAGUUGUCACCUUGUGGUACCGUGCCCCAGAGAUUCUCCUCGGUGCCAAAAACUAUUGUACUGCAGUUGAUAUGUGGAGUCUGGGUGCCAUUUUUGCUGAGAUGUUGACGAGAAAAGCACUUUUCCCUGGCGAUUCAGAAAUAGACCAGCUCUUCCGUAUCUUCCGUACUCUGGGAACUCCUGGGGAGGAAGAUUGGCCAGGUGUGACCCAGCUCCCUGACUAUAAGAGUUCAUUCCCACGGUGGGAGGUUGAUGCUGAAAGUUCCAUAGCCCAGCUGGUUCCAUUGUUGAAUGAAGAGGGACGGUGCUUACUCUUGGCUAUGCUGAAAUAUGACCCACGGCAGCGGAUUACUGCAAAGUCGGCCCUCUAUCACCCAUUCUUCGAACCUCUCUCAUCUACUGGCCAAGUGCUAGUCCCACCAAAUCUUAGGUGAUCAGAAACAAGGCCUUCAAGAUUUUUCUUUUCUUUUUAAGGAAUCAUGCAAAAAAUGUUGCUUACCCAGUUUUUUUUAUCAUUUAAAGAAUAUUGUAUAGGUUUACACUAUUCUUGCAUUUUGAUAUUUUGACUAUGUAUAGGUCUAGAGUUUUUGCACAUCUACUGUGCUUUUUAUAUAGAAUACAAAUAGCUUUUUUACCCAAAGUUCUACCAACCUUUCCUCUUUUUAUAUACAGAUAUUUGUAAAUAUACUAUAUAAGGUCCAAGCUUUUGUGCUUUUAUGUAUAGAAAGAAAAAUGUUAAUUUUACCAAAAGUUUCAGGAUCUUGUUUCAAGGAAGUAAGUAUAAAUUGCUAUUUUUGGAAAAAGUUUCAAGUCUAAUUUUAUUUUAAAGAAUAUCAUGAAUUGAUAAAAUUGUGUAUUUUUUAAAUCUAUCAAGUCUGGCUGUGAAUAUUAGAAUAAGAAAUAAUAGAUUA